Molecule: messenger RNA, 1125 nt
Organism: Neltuma alba
Lineage: Eukaryota; Viridiplantae; Streptophyta; Magnoliopsida; Fabales; Fabaceae
Product: aspartic proteinase-like protein 2
Exons: 6
Coding region: 1-1125 (374 amino acids)
Biological process (GO): proteolysis
Molecular function (GO): aspartic-type endopeptidase activity
Source: RefSeq, a predicted model, not a curated record
AUGGCGGCGACUCUUCCGGGAGGGAUUCUCACGGCGGCCAUUAUUGCAUUAUUUUUAUGUCGGACGACGAGGACGGUGACAUGUGAAUUAUUUCCGAUGACCCUAUCUCUUGAAAGGGCAAUUCCGCUGAAUAAUAAAAUGAAAUUGAGUGAACUCAAAGCUAUGGACAGUGCUAGACAUCGCAGGUUGAUUCAAUCUUCCAAUGAUACUGGUUUCACUCUUGAGGGCACAUAUGAUCCUUACGGAGCCGGGAUUUAUUAUACAAAGGUGCAAUUGGGUUCUCCCCCAAGAGAUUUUCAUUUGCAAGUAGACACAGGCAGCGACCCUCUCUGGGUCACCUGCAGCUCCUGUUCUGGCUGCCCCAACAAAACCGAACUUCAAAUCGAGCUCAGUUCUUUCGAUCCUGGGAAAUCAUCCACACACACACCAGUAACUUGUACAGACUCCAUAUGUAACAGCGAAUAUCAGUCCCCAGAAGCCAUGUGUUCCAAAAAUAAUCGCUGCACUUACACAUUCCAGUACGCCGAUGAUAGUGCCUCUGCUGGUUACUAUGUUACUGAUCUCAUUCAUUUUGCCACCCCAGUUUCCAACGGAUCUUCACCUGUCAUCUUCGGAUGUAGCACGGAGUUGACGGGAAACUUGGCGACGAAUAACAGUAGAGGAGUGGAUGGGAUAAUAGGAUUUGGGCGAGGGGACACUUCAGUUAUAUCACAGCUCUCGUCAAAAAGGUUGGUGCCAAAAGUAUUCUCUCACUGCCUCCGAGGAGAUGAUCAGGGCGGAGGCACCUUGGUUCUUGGUGAGAUUGUGGACCCCCAUAUUGUUUUUACUCCUCUCGUUCCUUCCAGGACGCAUUACAAUUUAGACCUCAAGGGCAUCGAGGUGAAAGGCCAAAACUUAGAGAUUGAUUCAUCGGUUUUACAAGCAUUAGAGAACCAAGGCACCGUUGUUGAUUCUGGAACAACUAUGGCGUACCUUCCUGAUGUGGUUUACGACUCCUUCCUCAACGCGAUUUCGGCUGCUACUCCAGUAGAAUCGCUUACAGGCACUUACGUUGCAGAUGGAUAUUCCCAAUGUUUCUGGGCUAAGAAGAGGUUUUCUGGGCUAUGCAUCCAUGUUUUCAAUUGA